AUGGCAAUAGGGGAGAGACCGCCAUGCAUGGCAAUAGGGGCUGUCUUCUAUGGAGAUUUGCCACUGCUAUUAGAGAAUUGUUCUGGGUUUAAUAUGGGAUAUUGGAGAUUGCAAAACAUUUCUUUUAUUCAUCAACUUAAGGAUGUAACCAUAGAGCUUUCCAUUGGAUCUAAUGGAAUUCGGUUUGCAAAAUAUGUGCUCGAGCAUGCUCGGAAUUUGAAGAAAAUGACAUUUUUUUCAUUCACCUCAGCAGUCGAAAGCUCUCACCAGAUGAAGGGUCGUCAAGGGUUGUCAACCCAAACUUCCAGAGAGCUCAAUCAGAUCAACUGUCAUCCCUAUGCUGUUCGAGGUUUUGUUUGA
Messenger RNA from Prunus armeniaca (apricot), 360 nucleotides. The record is from the annotation of a GenBank genome assembly. NCBI's taxonomy places the organism in Eukaryota, Viridiplantae, Streptophyta, Magnoliopsida, Rosales, Rosaceae.